This is a messenger RNA of Angiostrongylus costaricensis, 537 nucleotides long. Lineage: Eukaryota; Metazoa; Nematoda; Chromadorea; Rhabditida; Metastrongylidae. The record is from the annotation of a GenBank genome assembly.
AUGUGUAUUGUUGUGGAAUACACAAAUUUCAAUAGCUUACGCUUUCCAAAACUUAAGGAAUGGAACAGCUGCAACGCAGGUCUGGCACUUAAAGUAAUAGGAAAUGACGAUCUGGAAACGAUCAUCUUCGACAAUGAAAUUGAAUUUUAUGGUGACCAUACUGUUCACAUGGCGGAGAUUCGUGGGAACCGCAGAUUAUCACGGAAGACGAUCGCUUCACUCGCUAGGUGCGCAUUAUCUGGUAAGGUGGAGGAUUUGUCCUUGCUUAACUGCGACGCUUAUUAUGGAGACAUUUAUUUCAACAAAGAUGUGAACGGUGAAAUCCCGACGAGUGGUAGCUUAGUGGAUGGUUGCUUAGUCGUCAAGGACACACUCCUCACUGAUAUCGAGUUUAUCCGCUCAUUUAAUUUCAAUCCGUCUCACAAGUGCAAAAAUGAUGUGGAUCGUUUUGUGGUUAUUGUUGUGCUCAUGGGAACUUACUUCAUCCUAUUCUCGUUUACUGCAAUAUGUCUUAAAGCGUAUAUUUCUAUGAAAUAG